CCCGGCCUGGCCCAAGUCUCAUCACUAUCACUCUCGUCUCGAGCUCUUCCGAUUCCUGAAAAGAAAUCUCGAACUCUUCCUAGCCUUAAAGAAAAGAAAAAGUAUCAGUCUCGAACUCUUCCGUAGUGUAGCACAGCACAGUACCACCAGCUCAACUCAAGGCGGCAGAUCCGUGCGGCCGGCAGCGUCCCCCACGCCAUUCUCCGCCGACGAGAGCUCCGCCGCAGAUUCGCUCCCAAUCUCUCCCGGAUCUGCUGUCGAGAUGGAUAGAGAAGCCAAGAAAGAAGGUUUCAGGAAGUACCUUGAGUCCAGCGGUGUGCUCGAUACUCUCACCAAAGCCCUUGUUUCUUUGUAUGAGGAGAAUGACAAGCCAUCAUCUGCAGUCGAGUUUGUUCAGCAGAAAUUGGGCGGUCCGUCGAUUUCCGAUUAUGAAAAGCUCAAAGCCGAGAAGUUGGAUUUGCAACUGAAGUAUAAUGAGCUUUUAGAGACUCACAAGGAAACAAGUAGGCAGUUGGAGGAACUUAAGAAUUUGAAGAUCGACGCACCUUGGAAUUAAUGGAACCAACAGGUGUUGACAUCAUAGGUGCCACCAAGCAAAUAUAUAUGCCUCUUCAAUAUGGAUCACCAAGUCAUGUAAAAAAGGAUCAUUUCUUGGCUAAACUUUGCCAACCAUGUGAUGUAAUGCAUUAUACACUCCUUAAUGCCUUUCAAUGUCGUGCAUGUUCCACUCAGGACCAGAAAUUCCAACACCUUCAUGGGCAAAGCUGAACUUAAGCACUAUGAUUCACAUUGAAGAGUCGGAUCAACUCCAAGUUGCUAAAUUUGCCUGAGAGAGAGCAAAGUUUGAUGUUGCAAAGCAACGCUACUGUUUGUGUUGUAACAUAAAAGCUUUUGCCAUGUAUAAAUCACAUGGUUAAUAGCUAAAAUUGCUUGGCCAGCAUGUUUAUGACUUCCCAAAUUUUGGUUCUGUACAUAGUUUGAAACUAUCCAUGUAUAAAAUUAGAAAUUAGUCGUGCCGUUAAGAGUAAA
Hordeum vulgare subsp. vulgare (domesticated barley) is the source of this 1029-nucleotide messenger RNA. Its product is annotated as c-Myc-binding protein homolog. Gene Ontology annotation, cellular component: nucleus. Bases 263 to 556 code for a protein of 97 amino acids. Gene Ontology annotation, molecular function: transcription coactivator activity. Gene Ontology annotation, biological process: regulation of DNA-templated transcription. NCBI's taxonomy places the organism in Eukaryota, Viridiplantae, Streptophyta, Magnoliopsida, Poales, Poaceae. The transcript is spliced from 5 exons. The record is from RefSeq and is a predicted model, not a curated record.